GUAGUGUGUUGACGUUGUCAUAAAAACGUCAGCUUCGUUCGACUCGAUUGUCGACGAUUUCUCGGGAAGUACAUCGAAGUUAUAUUAUUAUAAUAUUUAAAUUGUUAUGUACAAGUGGUAAUUAUAACAAUGAGGAUCACAAAUGUGAGACGCGGUCGUAUUAUCCGCAUGGGAUCAGCGUGCGCGAUUUUACUGACAUUGCUGUACGCAUUGCAUAGGUGGUCCUCGGAGAACGUCGGCGGUCAGUCCGACAUAGAACUCUUCUCGGACCCUCAACCCGCAUACUAUAAGUCCCAUCGCGAUGUCUACCCAACAUUAAAAACAGAACUUGGUAACUUCGAGCCUCGUGACUUAAGGGUGGUUUCAGGGCCCGGUGAAGAGGGCAAGCCUUACCACAUGUCUCAAGACAGGGCCAACGAUAUCGCUGAGUCAGAGAGUGAAUACGGCAUGAAUAUAGCUGCUUCUAAUGAUAUCGCUAUGAAUAGGUCGAUCCCUGACACCCGCCUCGACGAGUGCAAAUACUGGCACUAUCCGACAGAACUCCCCUCUACAUCAGUCAUCAUCGUCUUCCACAACGAAGGAUUCUCUGUCCUCAUGAGGACAGUCCACUCCGUCAUCGAUAGAUCCCCGCCGAAUUUACUCCAUGAAAUCGUACUGGUCGACGACUUUUCAGACAAGGAAAACUUAAAAGAAAACUUAGAUAAUUACCUAAAGCGAUUCAAGGGAAAAGUUCGCCUCAUAAGAAACGCCCAACGUGAAGGUCUGAUCAGAACCCGGUCGAGGGGAGCCCAGGAAGCGACCGGCGAAGUCAUCGUGUUCCUUGACGCUCACUGCGAGGUCAACAUAAACUGGCUGCCUCCCCUCCUUGCACCGAUAUACCGUGACUAUAGAACUAUGACGGUCCCAGUAAUAGACGGCGUUGAUCACAGAACUUUCGAAUACAGGCCCGUUUAUCAGCACGGGGCAAACUACAGAGGCAUCUUCGAAUGGGGGAUGUUAUACAAGGAGAACGAAGUCCCAGAGAGAGAAUCCAGUCUACACAAACACAAAUCGGAACCUUACAAGAGUCCUACACACGCUGGCGGUCUUUUUGCCAUAAAUAGGAGAUACUUCCUUGAAAUUGGAGCUUACGAUCCUGGUCUACUCGUUUGGGGUGGAGAGAACUUUGAACUAAGCUUCAAAAUCUGGCAAUGUGGCGGUAGCAUAGAAUGGGUGCCUUGUUCGAGAGUCGGGCACGUAUACCGCGCGUUUAUGCCUUACUCCUUCGGGAACCUCGCAAAGAAUAGGAAGGGAUCCCUAAUCACCAUUAACUAUAAACGAGUAAUCGAAACUUGGUUUGAUGAGGAGCACAAAGAGUACUUCUAUACUAGAGAACCCAUGGCUAGGUUUUUGGACAUGGGCGAUAUAAGUGAGCAGAUUGCGUUGAGGGACCGUUUGAAAUGCAAGAGUUUCGGCUGGUUCAUGGAGAACGUUGCUUACGAUGUGUACGACAAGUUCCCUAAACUGCCGAAGAAUAUCCACUGGGGUAUGGUGAAGAACAAGGCGACUGGUAUCUGUCUCGAUACUAUGGGUAAAGGCGCACCUGCAUAUAUUGGCACCGCGUCUUGCCACGGAUCUGGCAACAGUCAGCUGUUCCGUUUGAACGAGGCGGGACAACUCGGCGUCGGCGAGCGCUGCGUGGAGGCAGAUGUUGAUAACGUGAAGCAAGCCUUCUGCAGGCUCGGCACUGUUGAUGGGCCUUGGAGCUACGACGGGGCUCACAGUCAGAUAAUCCAUCGCCUACACGGCUACUGCCUCACCUUACAACCGCACACGCGAACGCUGGGCCUCGCGCCCUGCGACCCCAACAACACGUACCAACAGUGGACCAUAACGCAUAAGAAGCCCAACUGGGAGAUUUACGACUAUCAGUGACGAAAGCACGACAUUCCAUAUUAUUUAUCCAA
Molecule: messenger RNA, 1946 nt
Organism: Trichoplusia ni (cabbage looper)
Lineage: Eukaryota; Metazoa; Arthropoda; Insecta; Lepidoptera; Noctuidae
Gene: Pgant7
Product: N-acetylgalactosaminyltransferase 7
Exons: 7
Coding region: 130-1914 (594 amino acids)
Cellular component (GO): Golgi apparatus
Source: RefSeq, a predicted model, not a curated record